Messenger RNA from Thecamonas trahens ATCC 50062, 734 nucleotides. RefSeq lists its product as uncharacterized. The transcript has a single exon. Gene Ontology annotation, cellular component: mitochondrion. The record is from RefSeq and is a predicted model, not a curated record. Lineage: Eukaryota; Apusomonadida; Apusomonadidae. Bases 1 to 420 code for a protein of 139 amino acids.
AUGCUGCGAGUCGGCGUGGGGCGGAGGCUCGUCCAGGCAGCACGCGGCGUGAAGUGGUCGGCGAUGCGGGCGGUGUCGGGGAGCGGCGUUGCCGGCGGUGGCGACGGUGGUGACGGCGGCGACGGCGGGCAUGAUGUCGAUGUCCUCCUCCCGCCGAGCGAGCCGCUCAACUGCUGCGGCUCGGGAUGCGUCGACUGUGUGUGGAUCGAGUACUUUAAGGAGCUCAACGAGUACCAGGUGGAGAUGGCGGCGCGGGCCGAGAGCGCGGCGGCGGCCAAGGCGAGUGACGCGCUCGACGGCAGCGACCGUUCCACAGGUGCCGAGGCAGACGCAGUGGAUGCGCAGCAAGUGGCGUCCAUGAGCGCGUUUGCGCAGUUAGAGGCCCAGCUGGCGGCCAAGCGCGGAGCCGGCGGCGGGUGAGGACGGCGUCGAAGCCUCUGGUAUGUUCAUUGCGCAGAGGACCGGGCUAUCUCGACGGUGGCUGUGUGUUGGAAGCUCUGCGCGACCGCUCAGGCAGGCAUGCAAGGAAUGCCUGGCGGUGUCAGCAGCAGAGAGGGGCUCGGCGGAGCACGCGUCCCACCCUUGGAUCAGAGGGGCAGACUUGAGCGCGGACCGCGUCAUGGAUAACACACUUGGGGUUUGAGCGAGAGCCAGUUGAUAAGGAGCGCGACGAGGCGUGGCCCGAUGCUAUGACGGGGCAACCGGAGCAACGGUGGCUGGGACAGUAGCGCCUG